UUGUAUAUAUCGAUAUAUGUGUGAGGGAAAGUCAAUAAAAUUGUUGUGAUAUUUCGAUUUUGUUUAGUGAUAGUUCCAAUCGAGAACCUUUAAGGCAGAAGACAAAACUUUUGCACAAUGCCAGCCACAAGACAUUGAAGCCGCUUAAGUUAAAAUAAAUAAAUAAAUAAAUAGCAGAAACAAAGCAAAUCCUUAAUAGUUACAUAACGGCCUAUAUAGUUUGGUUUUAGUUUCAAUUGUAGUUAAACUUAAUGUAUUUCCAUAGCGCAACUACUGCAAAUACUCACAGCAACAAUAAGAAUAAUUUAGCGCACGCUUAAAGCCCAAGCAACACACACACACACGCACACACAGACAGACACACCAAUGCAAAGAUGUCGCAACCUAACGAACAUCAGACAACACACGCGCAACACAAUCAAAACACAACACCAACAACAACAGGCAACACAGACUCUAGCACAGACAGCAACCACACAGCAGCCCAUAGCCCGGCAACACCUGUGCCCAAUGAGCUGAAGCAGAGGCAGAAACCUGUGCUCUCGCCGUUGAAUGUGCGGCGGCUUUCCACAUAUGCAGCGCACAAUGAUGCCGCUGAGUUUGGCGACGAUGAGGGCGUGGCGCCGGCGCCAGCGCCGCCUUUAUCCACAACCAUCAAUAUCAAUGCAAUUAGCAACAACAACAACAACAACAACACCAACAAUAACAACAACUACAAUAACAACAACAACAACACAUCAUCAACAACGUCUUCAUCAUAUGCCACGCCCCCAAUAUACCAGCAACAGUUGUCAACAAUGACAACGACAACGCCGCUCGAUUCGGCCAUCGACGAUAAAUAUAAAUUAUUUGCCAUCUACAAUGGAAACGACCCCGACAAUGAGAAGUUGUCCGGCCUUCCACAUUCAACAACUGGUUCACUAAGCUCAAUCAUCACGACGUCCAUAGCAUCUUCCGAACCGGAUCCAGGUGCGGCGGGCGGCGGCAGCGGUGGAGGCGGAGCUGGCGGCGGUGGUGGUGGUGGCGGCGGCGGUGGCGGCGGCAUCGGUUCUGGUGCCCUGGCAGCUGACGCAUCCAGCAUUGCGGGCAUCAAUGGCAGCUCCGAGGAGAAGUUGGCACUCAAUCGACCUGGCAUCAAGCAAGAGAAGUGGACCACCAUAUUGCUGCAGGUCUCCAUACCGUUCUUUCUGGCAGGCAUCGGCACCAUCGGAGCGGGCAUUGUACUGGGACGCGUCGAGAAAUGGUAUGUCUUCAAGAACGUCAGUGAGCUGUUUAUUUUGGUGCCGGCGCUGCUAGGGCUGAAGGGUAAUCUGGACAUGUGCCUCGCCUCGCGUCUCUCCACGCAGGUGAAUCUGGGCAAUAUGACGGCCCGUUCGAAUGUGGUGCGCAUGAUUGUGGGGAAUAUAGCGCUCGUGCAGGUCCAGGCAACUGUCGCCUCCUUUCUGGUGGCCAUGUUCGCGACGAGUGUGGGCGCGGCAAUGACAGGCAAUUUCUACUUUGAGAAUGUGAUGCUCUUGACCGCAUCGGCCAUGUUUACGGCCACCUCAUCGUGCUUUGUGCUGGAUUUUGUGCUAGUCGCUGUGAUCCUCUUCUCGCAAAAGUAUCGCCUGAAUCCGGAUAAUUUGGCUACGCCGCUGGCUGCUUCCAUUGGUGAUGUCGUCUCCAUCAGUUUGCUGUCUUUCAUUGCCUCGCUGCUCUACGAGAACAUAAAGACCCAUCUCUGGAUCACUUUCAUUGUGGUUACCUGCUAUCUGGUGCUGCUGCCCAUGUGGGUUGUCAUUGUGCUGAAGAACGAGUAUACGCGGCCGGUGUUGAAAAGCGGCUGGGUUCCAGUGCUCUCAGCGCUCUGCAUCAGCGGGCUCGGCGGUCUCGUGCUGGAUGCCGCAGUGGAGGUCUUCAAUGGUUUUGUGGUCUUUCAGCCAAUCAUUAAUGGCAUCGGCGGCAACCUGGUGUCCGUGCAGGCAAGCAAAAUAUCAACGAUGCUGCACCAGAGCUCAAUUAUUGGCAUAAUACCACCGCACACGAAGAUUGUCGAGUGGCCAUGGCGAGCACUGUUCAAGGGCGUGCCUUAUGCGAAGACGGCUCGCAUUCUCAUUGCCAUGUCCAUACCUGGCAACAUACUGUUCAUCUUUGCGGCCGAUUAUAUAAACAUGAGCACAACUACUGUAACGUGGGUGUUUAUGCUCUCCUAUCUAAUUGCCAGUUUGCUACAGGUAAUGUUGCUGUUGUACAUUGCGCACAUCAUUGUGCAUGCCAUGUGGAAGUGGAAAAUCGAUCCGGAUAACUCGGCCAUACCAUAUCUGACGGCGCUGGGCGAUCUGUUGGGUAGCAGUUUGCUGGCUGUGGCUUGGCUCUUUACGAUGUCUGUGAACAAACAAUACGGCUCCAAUUUGGACACACUAAAUGCGCCCAACUAGCGACAGACACAACCACACACACAUACACACACACACACACACAAAA
Drosophila hydei is the source of this 2463-nucleotide messenger RNA. Its product is annotated as solute carrier family 41 member 2. Lineage: Eukaryota; Metazoa; Arthropoda; Insecta; Diptera; Drosophilidae. The transcript is spliced from 9 exons. Bases 375 to 2417 code for a protein of 680 amino acids. Gene Ontology annotation, biological process: monoatomic cation transport. The record is from RefSeq and is a predicted model, not a curated record. Gene Ontology annotation, molecular function: monoatomic cation transmembrane transporter activity. Gene Ontology annotation, cellular component: plasma membrane.